GUUCCUGCUCUCCGAAAAAAUGUUGGCUCUGGUUUGAACAGCCUGGCACUUCGAAUUCCACUGUUUACUUUUUCUUCAUUCUUCCCCAUUGACUUCGACACAGCGCGUCGAUCCACGAUUGACUUCAUCUCAGCGAAUCCAAAACCACCAUUCCCAUAUUCCCAUCGACCUUCAAUCAUCCCGCUGCAGCAUCCGGCUGCGAAACGCGCUUUCAACAUGAAUAUCUUCAGGUUACUUGCUGACCUGUCUCACCUCUUCUCAAUCUUCAUCCUCCUCCACAAAAUGCGAACUACCAACUCAUGUUCCGGAAUAUCAUUCAAGUCACAAGCCCUAUACUUCCUCGUCUACCUCACUCGAUACCUUGAUCUCUUCUGGACAUUCACCGACAGCGCAUGGAACACCAUCUUCAAGAUCAUCUUUCUCUCCUCUUCUGCAUACACUCUUUACGUUAUGCUGAACGACUACAAGCCCACGCACGACCCGAAUCUCGAUACCUUCCGCGUCUCCUACUUGACAGGCAGCUCUGCCGUCCUUGCCAUACUAUUCCCAUACAAAUGGACUCUUCCCGAGAUGCUCUGGGCGUUCUCGAUAUGGCUGGAAAGCGUUGCCAUCCUGCCGCAAUUGUUUAUGCUCCAGAGAACUGGUGAAGCCGAAACCAUCACAACACAUUACCUGUUUGCUCUGGGCAUUUACAGAGCCUUGUACAUUCCCAAUUGGAUCUAUCGAUAUUUCGCAGAGGGACAUUUCGACCCGAUCCCGGUCAUGGCCGGCAUCAUACAGACGAUCUUGUACUCGGACUUCUUCUGGGUCUACUACACAAAGGUUCUCAAAGGAAAGAGCUUCAAACUUCCUGUCUAGGCUUUUGCAGUCGGAUAUACCCAUGAUAAUGUCCAAGGUCCUGCGUGAGAUCACGAAAGUCCAGCUUUCCAUACCGACCUUAUAGGCAAGCAUGCAUCACCAGGAGCGAUUGCGAAAGCUCUACCGAUGGAAUUCGAGCUCAGAAAUAUCGAGACUCAUAACGUGCUCGUAAUAUACCACCGACAGCAGUCGGAAUCUACGAAUUUCACAAGGAAAGAUCUCCGUGCUCACUCUUUGUGCCGUUCGGACCGUUUCCACAAAAUGAGUACCGUCGGAGCAACCUGCAGGUCCGUUUUGGCACCUACUGCAGCACAUCGUGUGGCAGGUCUGGCCCUGGAGGUUGGGGAGUGGCUGAGCUCUCGGACAAGGCCUUGUUGCGCCGCGCUGAAGCAUCAAACACCAUGCUGAGCUGGCGUGGAGACUGCCGUCGAAUCUGCGAUCUCCCUUUCACCCAAUUAACAUAUCUGCAGAUUUUCAGCUUUGGCUUGCUGCUGAAAAGGACGGUCUGAAAGUAGCUCUUAUAAGUCACCAUCAGUCAAAUAGCCCUUGGACUAGGUUGCACUAGCGGGACUGAAGAGUUUCACAAGUUUGCAGUUGUUCAUCCUGACUGCAAAGUUCCGCUCAGCAAAGCCUAUCUGCUGUCUAAGAGUCCUUCGUCAAGUCUCGCUGUUGGGUGAUGGACCGCACAGCGAGCCACGGGUUCCCUUAGAAUGAUGGAGGGCCGCACCAAUGGACAGACCUGUUACCUACAGAACGGCAAGGCGCUCUCUCUCCGCUCGAGCAUGGCGCCAUGCUACGAAAAAUGGCGACGAACCCUCGUCCAAAGAGCCACAUGUGAUCUUUUUGGCAUUGAUGGUCAGGAACAUUCCAGCCACGCGUGCGGGCCGGCAAUGCCUUAAGACUCCUCUUGUCAGUUACUGUGGUCGAGUUCUGGUGAUGGGAGAGUCUGUACUCUGUAGAGACGUUGGCUUCUGGUUCCUCUUUGGCAGCAACGCUGCCUCUGUCUUAGGCGGGAGAAACAGCUUUCAUCAAGAUGACAGGUUGUGGCAGAUAUACCCAAUUGCUACCUAAAUACGCCUUGCUGGUAGCUAGGAAAUGUAGACUACGCUCGUCCACAUUGAUCAUGAAUCUGAUUUCAGUCCAUAGCCACUUUCCAGUAUCUAGG
Molecule: messenger RNA, 2023 nt
Organism: Exophiala xenobiotica
Lineage: Eukaryota; Fungi; Ascomycota; Eurotiomycetes; Chaetothyriales; Herpotrichiellaceae
Exons: 5
Coding region: 217-858 (213 amino acids)
Biological process (GO): endoplasmic reticulum to Golgi vesicle-mediated transport; protein retention in ER lumen
Cellular component (GO): cis-Golgi network; endoplasmic reticulum; membrane
Molecular function (GO): ER lumen protein retrieval receptor activity
Source: RefSeq, a predicted model, not a curated record